This is a messenger RNA of Lolium perenne, 354 nucleotides long. Lineage: Eukaryota; Viridiplantae; Streptophyta; Magnoliopsida; Poales; Poaceae. The record is from RefSeq and is a predicted model, not a curated record.
AUGGCGGGCUAUGACGAUGGUCGCAAGCGUCGUUUCGCGGCGGAGGGUGGUGACCGACGGUGGGGCGGGUUCGGGAGGCGGUUGGAGGAUGCGGGCCGUGCGGGUGGAGGGCAACAAGGUGGUGGAGGCGGGCUGGAGGGAGGUGGAGGUUGUUACCGCUACCUCGAGGACCUUGGCUCAUGCGGGGGGUCGUGCGGCCGGGAAGCCUGGAGCUCACCGCCGCUGCGGUGGCGCGAGCAGCGAAGAUGGGAAAGAGGAGCAGUGGACCGAUACUGGAAAGAGGAGGUUAGGUUGGCGCAGGGGGAGCGUGUGGCCGGUGGUCAGGGUGACCAAGGUGGGAAUGGCCAGCGCUAG